UUAAAUUUUUGGUUUAUUUUUAUAAAAAAAAAUGUUCAAUGUGUCUUAAUUAAAAUGCUCUUCAAUAAAAAUCUGCCAAUAUUGCCAUUGGUCACAAUAGAUUCGUUGAGUUAUCAAAAAUGUUUAAUACCCAAAGAUAAAUUUCCUGUUAAUGCAAGGCCGGGCCAAUGGGCAAAAUGUUACUUUAGAGAAGUUGCAUCAGAAACACAAAAUUAUGCCAUAGCUCAAAUAUUUCCUAGAUCCGAUGUUGAUGGUGCAUGUUAUAUGGACACAUGUGUAGCCAAAUAUACUAGUAAUAAGGAUCAACGAUUGAUUUUAAAGGAAUUAAAGUUAUUGGAAAAAAAUCAAGUAACUUGUAAAGCUGAUGUGAUAAUUCAAUUGAAUCCACAAUAUUUUAUCAAAAACUCCAGUCUUUUAACAAAAUCAUAUCUCCAUGAAUUGUCCAAAACAUUACUACAAAAAUACCAUUUAACACCUGGUAGUUCAGUUACUGAUACAUUUUUCGUAGACAAUGGAGUAGAUUCUAUAGGAAUUGAAUUUGAUGAGUGUACAGAUGAUGGCAUUUAUUUAGUAACGGAUGAUACAAAUUUAAAUAUUAAAAAUAUUUCAUUAACAAACAAUAACUUAAAUCGAGAUCUAGUAGCAUUAAAUGUGACACCAUUUACUGAAGCUAGUCAAGAACUUGAUGAUUUAAUGAAGUUUGUAAGCAUGCAACGUUUUCAAAAACGUUCAUUAUGUAUGAGCUUGAAUACACUGUUAGUUGGUCCCGUUGGCUGUGGCAAAACCACUUUAGUGGAGGAGUUUUUACAACGCCAUCAUUGUAAUGUAUUUCAUAUUGAAAUUGGAAAUUGCCUAAAACAGUAUCCGGGAGAGACUGAAGCUGAAUUGAGAAAAAUAUUUAAUGCAGCUUGUGAUUUUGAAAAUAAAUUACAAAAUGAAGAUCCCACCAUUGUACUUCUAGAAGAAAUUCAUCUACUUUGUCCACAGGCCACUUCUGCUGGCGGCAACAACUCGGAAUCGUUGGCUAAUUCUGUGCGUAUUUCGGCACAAUUAUUAUCAUUGGUUGAUAACCUUUUCACCACCCGAACUAAUAUAAUGUGUUUGGCUACCACUUCUAAGCCGGAUAAUCUCAAUGAACUUGUUAGACGUCCCGGAAGAUUUCAACAUGAAAUAAAUAUAGCAGCUCUACAAGAAGAACAUCGUAGUCAUAUUUUAAAAGAACUUCUAAAGCAUAGCAUACCUCAUCUUAAUAUACCUCAUACAAUAUUGGAAAUUUUGGCCAAACAUACACAAGGUUAUGUUGUAGCUGAUUUAGCUUUACUAGUGCGCAAUGUGACCCAAAUUGUUUUAACUAAAACCGAAGAGAAUUUUGAACAUAUUGUACUUGAUAUACUAAAGAAAUCCAAACCAAUUUCCUUAAAAGGAACAGAUGUAACGGCUUAUAGGACAACAGAAACAUUUGGGUCUAUAGGUGGUAUGUUGCAGUUAAAGAAAGAGCUAGAAGUUUCUGUUUUAGCAGGUCUAAAACAGGAGCAGUCAUUUAAAAGAUUCGGCUUAAGCCUACCAAAGGGAUUAUUGUUAUAUGGACCACCAGGUUGUGCCAAAACUACAAUAGCCAAGUGUUUAGCUACAGAGGCAAAUAUGACGUUUAUAGCCACAUCGGGGGCAGAAGUCUAUUCGCCGUAUGUAGGUUGCGCAGAAAAGUUUUUAGCUAAAAUUUUUCAAACGGCUCGUAAAAAUUCACCCUGUUUAAUAUUUUUAGAUGAAAUUGAUUCUCUAGUAGGCCGUAGAUCCUUAGGUGGCUCUUCAAAUUCAGGCGAUGUUCAAGUUCGUAUUCUGUCCACCCUCUUAACAGAAAUGGAUGGCGUUAUUGCUACAUCAGGCCAGAGUGCUCACAUUCUGGUGGUAGCCGCUACAAAUCGUCCUGAUAUGGUUGAUGAUGCUCUUAUGCGUCCGGGGCGUUUUGACAAAUUAAUUCAUGUGCCAGCACCCGAUUUAUUAUCCAGACGUUCUAUACUCGAUUUGUAUAAGAGUAAAAUGCCAUUUUCCGAAUUUCUGGAUUUAGAUGCUAUUGCCAGUCAAACGGAGAACUAUUCUGGUGCCGAUAUUUGUAAUAUUUGCAAUGAAACUGCUAUGCAAGCCUUUCAGCGUGAUUUCAAUUGUAAGGAAAUUCUAAUGGAAGAUUUUGAAAACGUUUUGAAAACAACGAAAUCUUCUCUGGGCCAAAGUCAAAUUGAUUGGUAUUACCAAUUUGAAAAUAAAUUUUAACAAAUAAUAA
Calliphora vicina (urban bluebottle blowfly) is the source of this 2278-nucleotide messenger RNA. RefSeq lists its product as uncharacterized. The record is from RefSeq and is a predicted model, not a curated record. Bases 55 to 2268 code for a protein of 737 amino acids. Gene Ontology annotation, molecular function: ATP binding; ATP hydrolysis activity. Lineage: Eukaryota; Metazoa; Arthropoda; Insecta; Diptera; Calliphoridae. The transcript is spliced from 3 exons.